AUGGCACCGAAACCGCAUUCCGUGGAGUCGUUGAACCCAAUGACUGAUCCGACGCCGAAGACAGCGCUCGUGAGGGCGGGUCUGCACCUCAAGAAUGAGCGCUUCCUCUCGUGCUCUCAAUUCGUGCCGAGACCUGGCUUUGGACACAACGGGCGCCGCAUUGUCAUCAACACCAACCACUUCUCUGUUGACUUCAACCACAAGAAAGUGAUCUACAGAUACCUGGUGUCCAUCGAGUGUCUGCCGCUGGCCUUCAAGCUGUCGGCCGCCGGAGACGAGAGGAGACGCUUCCGGAAGCUGUCGGAGAAGUUGUGUCGCGCCGUCGUCUCGAAAGCCAUUGACGAGAACCAGUCGUACGGAAAGCUGUUCUACAAUACGUGUCCCGUCUAUGACGGCUCCAAAUCCAUGUUCUCUUGCGGACCGCUCAUCGGUAUCGCCAGCGAUGGUAAGCCGACCCGUAUUCUCGUGGAAGUGCCGGACGACCAGUCGAUGGACUCGCAGUUCGCCGUUAUUAUCAAAUACACGGCAAAUACGAUAAGUCUGAACGGUUUGAAGCUAUACUUCGAUAAGAAGACGAACUCCAUUCCCUUCGAGCACAUCCAGGCGCUCAACAUUGUGCUCAGACAGGGACUCAUUGGCUCCAAGAUAGCCAUCGGUCAGUCCCUAUUCAACCCGUCGCCCGACAAUCGCAUAAACAUCGGCGGAGGGAAGCAAUUGGCGUUUGGUAUCUAUCAGUCGCUGAGACCCUGUGUGGGCGGCGCCCAACUGGUGGUCGACCGCUCGUGCACUGCCUUCUGGACCAACGGAACCAUUGAGGACUUCGUGAAGAGUCUGUUUCCGUUCAAAGAAUGCGAAUCAAUGAUGAGAUACAAGUGGAACGACUUCGAGAGGAAGCGCAUCGAACGCGAACUCAAAGGCCUGUUCAUCGAAGUGAGUCAUCUUCGGUUCCACAAGAAGUACAAAGUCCACGGAAUCAGUCGAGAGGCCGCUCAAGACAUACGCUUCGAUUGGACCAAAAGGGGCCGAAGAGGUGAGAAGGUAUUCGAGGGCAACGUCUCUGUCGCCGAGUAUUUCAAACAGGAAUACCACGAACUGAAAGCCCCGCACAUGCCCUGCAUUAUCGUCCGCUGCGGUCAGAGACCCACGUAUUUCCCGAUAGAGGUGUGCCGUUUGGCCAGUGAUCAGCACGUGAGCCGUAAACUCCCGCCGCAACAGACGGCAGAAAUGAUCCGAUUGUGUGCCUCAACGCAACCCAAAGAGCGCUUCGAAACCAUCCAAAGGGCGGCCAAAGACAUCGCUCUCAACCAGAAAUGUCUCAAAUAUCUCAAUGAGUUCUCACUGAAGCUCUCGACCCAACCCAUCGGUAUGUCCGCCCGAGUGCUCGACGCGCCCGCACUCCUCGAGAGGAAUGGCAAACACUGUCUGCCCAGAGAUGGCAAGUGGAGGAUCGGACAGUUCUAUAACUGCGUGGACGUCAAGAAGUGGAUUGUCGUGAAUCUCGCGAAUCUUGAAGACUAUCAGAUCACGAAUUUCAUCGAUACGCUCAAGAAGUACGGCCAACAGAUUGGUAUGAAUAUCAACGAACCCAUCUGUCGCGUCAAAAUGAGUUAUCAGAGGGGACUCCUCAAGGAGAAGCUCUUCGAUAGGGCCGAAGAGAAGUACGGUUUCGUGAAUCUGUUCGUCUUCUUAGGCAUCGAAUCAGACGAAUGCUAUUAUGAGAUCAAGAAGUGCGGAGACAUCGACAUCGGACUCACCACUCAAUGCAUUCGUAAGCAUAACGUCUUAAGAAUGAAUCAGUCUUUGGCCACAAAUAUACUGCUGAAGAUCAACACAAAGAUGGGCGGAGAGAACCUGUGUUUAGCCACUUUGCCUCCGAUUGUGGGCAACAAACGGGUCAUUGUUAUCGGUGCAGAUGUGGCCCAUCCGUCGCCUUCAGACAAACUCUGCGCUUCUGUGGCGGCCGUCGUCGGCAAUAUCGACGCGAAUUGUAUCAAACAUUACGCGACUGUCAAAGUCCAGCACCGAUAUCGCGAAGAGAUCAUCAAUGAAUUGGACGUUUUGGUGAAUGAGAUACUCCGCGAAUACCAGCGACACAACGGAGAGCUCCCGCAGGAGAUCAUCUUCUAUAGGGACGGCGUCAGCGAAGGCCAGUUCAUGUAUGUCAUGGACUUCGAGAUCAGGAAAAUAAAGCUCGCCUUCCAGUCCCUCGGCGUCGGCUAUAACCCGAAGUUGACGUUCAUUGUGGUCCAGAAGAGACACCACACGAGAUUCAUUCCGGACGACGACAAGGAUGGCGUCGGCAGAGGGAAGAACAUACCGCCCGGAACUAUAGUCGACAAUGUGGUCGUCCAUCCGACCGACUUUGACUUCUACCUGUGCUCUCAUGAGGCCAUUCAGGGCACCUCUCGUCCAUCGCAUUACUACGUUCUGUACGACGAGAACAAGUUCGGUGCGGACCAACUGCAUGAGCUGACGUACUACCUGUGCCACACAUACGCCCGGUGCACCCGAAGCGUGUCGAUCCCUUCGUGUGUAUAUUACGCCCAUUUGGCGGCACAUCGAGCGCGCGGUCACAUCAAUGGCUCGUGCGGUGACUCGGAUUCGGGCUCUUCGGGCGGCAGUCCUAACAUGCGAUGGUCUAAGAGAGUGGUUCCCAACUUCGAUAAUCUGAGCCAAAAGAUUAACGUAAGAAUGGAUCGCAAGAGUUCUAUUGAUAAUUAA
This is a messenger RNA of Oppiella nova, 2721 nucleotides long. The record is from the annotation of a GenBank genome assembly. Lineage: Eukaryota; Metazoa; Arthropoda; Arachnida; Sarcoptiformes; Oppiidae.